Trichomycterus rosablanca is the source of this 486-nucleotide messenger RNA. RefSeq names its product chemokine-like protein TAFA-2. Gene Ontology annotation, molecular function: receptor ligand activity. NCBI's taxonomy places the organism in Eukaryota, Metazoa, Chordata, Actinopteri, Siluriformes, Trichomycteridae. The coding region runs from base 55 to 486 and encodes 143 amino acids. The record is from RefSeq and is a predicted model, not a curated record. The transcript has 5 exons.
AAAAGAUACGAAGCCAGGGAGAGAAAUAGUGCAAACUCGAAGCGGUGCAGCAGGAUGAUUAAAAAACAUAGACAGAAUGCUUUUACUCAACUUCUGCUGCUCAUUUGCAUUUUCACACUCUUGUUUUCACCAACCUACAGUGCAGGUCAUAAAGCAGUUCAUCAAGUUCGAGCAGGAACUUGUGAAGUCGUAGCGUUACAUCGAUGCUGCAAUAAGAACAAGAUUGAGGAGCGUUCUCAGACUGUCAAAUGUUCCUGCUUUCCGGGACAAGUAGCUGGAACCACACGAGCUGCACCCUCCUGUGUAGAUGCCUCCAUAGUGGAGCAGAAGUGGUGGUGUCAGAUGCACCCGUGCUUGGAUGGGGAGGAGUGUAAGGUUCUGCCUGAUCUUAAAGGAUGGAGUUGUGUCUCAGGAAACAAGAUCAAGACCACAAAGCACAUCCGACAGCCAAAAGCAGACGUAGAAAAGGCCAAGAAGGUCAAAUGA